Messenger RNA from Orussus abietinus, 6555 nucleotides. RefSeq names its product calsenilin. The coding region runs from base 1 to 1185 and encodes 394 amino acids. The record is from RefSeq and is a predicted model, not a curated record. NCBI's taxonomy places the organism in Eukaryota, Metazoa, Arthropoda, Insecta, Hymenoptera, Orussidae. Gene Ontology annotation, molecular function: calcium ion binding. The transcript is spliced from 7 exons.
AUGAAGAGGAACCUGAAGAAGGUCUUCGAGGGUGGUCCUGGAUGGGGGGGUCGCGCAAAGGAGUGGAAGAGUCCCCGCGGUUUUGUCGUGGUGUUGUCCGCCGGGGGUGGCGGUGGCGGCGGCGGAGGCGGCCCAGGGUGCCGACGACGUGACUUGGAUCGCCGAGGGGGCGGUGGAGGUGCCCCCUGCCUUGCCACCAUCAGCUCCUCUGUCGCGGGGAGCGCGGGGGGCUGUGGCCCCGUGGUGGGGCUCCCCUCCUACAAGAAGCGACAAGGCGGAAACGCAGCGUGGGGUCGAGGUGGCCGCGGCCGGGGCAAAGGUCGCGGGGGCGGCGUGGCCCUCCCGGGGGGCGGCGUCGCCCCCGCGAACUACCCCCCAGGGCUUCAGGGAGUCGGGGCAGGACUUCGAGAGGUGGUGAACAUCCUCGGGGAGAGGAAUCAGGUUGGAACUCUGACCGGCAUCAAGCCACCCCCGGGGUCCCCCGACGAUGGACCCGAGGACGAGGAGGAAGGUGCCCCCCGAAGACCCCCCAGGCCCCUCUACAGGAGACUGAUCAACUACGUUCGCCAGGCCUGGACUGGCGUCAAGUUUGCCCUAGACUCUGAAUACGAGGAGGAGCACACGCCGAGAUACAGGCCGGAUUCCUUGGCGAGCCUUUGCAGAGCCACCAGGUUCACCGAGGCAGAACUGAAGAGGAUAUAUCGAGGAUUUAAGGCCGAGUGUCCUACGGGAGUCGUCAGGGAGGAGACCUUCAAAUGCAUCUAUUCCCAGUUCUUCCCCCAAGGAGCCAACACCAGUCAGUACGCGCAUUACGUGUUCAACACCCUGGACCAGGACCACAGUGGGAUCCUCAGUUUCGAGGACUUCGUCACGGGUCUGAGUAUCCUCUCGAGAGGGUCCAUCGACGAGAAACUCCGUUGGACGUUCUCGUUGUACGACAUCAACGGAGACGGAUGCAUCACCCGAGAGGAGAUGACGGACAUCGUCACGGCGGUUUACGAGCUCAUGGGGAAAUUCGCUGAUCCCACCCUGGACAACGAGGGGGUGCGAGAGAGGGUGGACAGGAUGUUCCAGAAAAUGGAUGGGAACAAGGACGGCGUGGUGACGCUGACGGAGUUCCUGGAGGCGUGCGGGGCCGACCCCGACAUUUCGGCCAGCAUGGCGGCUUUGGACACGGCCUUCUGACACGCGGCGCGUCCCCGCUACACGGCUUGGACUUGAACUGGACCCGAUCUUCCUUGUAGGACGUCAUGCCUCCAGAAGAAGAGGAAGCGAGGUCGCUUUUGUCCCGAGGACGGGUCGUCAUGAGGCUGAACCAUGGCGACCCGGAAGCGCAGCCUCGACUUCCGGUCGAGGGUGACACUUGGUCAUCCCUUGAGGUGGAACCUGCCGGGAGAUUUUUAAUGUAAAAGUAUAUAUACAUAGAAAAUGUAUAUGUACCAUGGAUUGUAGGGAAGAGAAUGCUGGAAAGAUCGUCAUAGAUUCCUCUGGCAGGUUCCUCGCUACCUUAUUUCAUUUAUCGAGAUUUAUCGAAGGCGAGCGAGGUUUUUCGAGAACUGGCAUUUUCCCGACCCCGCGAAUCGGGCUUCAGACUCGGGAUGACAAUGGUGCCAAAUCAUUGACGUAUUUUAAUGAUCAUAAGGGGUUACUUUCAGAUCGACGAAGGACCAUGCCGACAAAGCCGAUCCUCCAUCGAAGGAACUUUCUAUCGCGUUAUUUUCAAAGGGGUGCCCGCGAAACGAAUCAGCUGAUCGACCUCUCAUUCCCUGAAAAAAAAAAAACCGAUUAAUAUCUCCCUGUUAAACAAAACACCCCGCGACAUUUUAUUUAUAUUUCCUAUGAACAUAGAUUUUAAGUUUAAUGCACGAGUGAAUUAAUUUUCCUACUCGAAGUGACAAAUCGUUAUAAAAUUAUAAUUCCACUUUAUAAUUUAUAAUGGCUAAUUGUAUGAAUACUUUUAACGGUGCAAUUCAAUACCAAAGUAGCUGUCGAUUGAAGAUCGAGAGCGAUCAGCUGAUCCGCUGUUCCUCGCGUCCUGUUUGUUUCUCUUUUUCUUUUCUUUUUCCUCGGAGCUGCAUCGGCGCACUGACGGAGAGAUUCUGGCGACGGAUCUGGAUAAAUACAAUGCAACGAGUACGGUUAUAAAUAAAUGAGCCAAUCGGGGUCCGUAAGACAUGGAACGACGGAUUUGACCAUCGUCAACCUCUCGUUCAGGGCCGAUUAAUCGUCGAUACGUGCUGAGAGAAAUCAAUUCCGCCGACCACGGCGCCGAAAUUACUUCUAGAGGCUAUUUGUCAAGUAUAUUACGAUAACGACGAUGAUUAUUCGUAGGACCCCUCGAGGCGUUUCCAAGAUUCUUGAAAAAUUCAUUCUACCGGGGGUAAUCGAACUUGUACAUAUUCCCAAUCAAUAUCGAACCGGUCGCGGUGGGCGGAAUCGAUCUCUCCCGAUGAACACGCGUCUCGUUUCUAGAAUAAGCGUAAGUCGACGGUACAAAGUGUUUAUUUUUGUGAGAGGUUACUAGUUAAGUUAGUUGUAAAGACUGUGCUGCUAAAGAAAGAACGUGAAACGGUCCAUGGCGGAUGAUAAGGCCGGAUUAUGUCGAACGGAUCUCUCUUUUUUUUCUCCACGAGAUGGCAAUUUUUGACGAUUCGGAAGCAGGUAAAGAGAAAGAUACGCGAACUCUUCGAUUUUUAGCAGCGCCGAGUAGUAAGGAGUAAGGUCUAACGUGUAACUGAGAUGAACGUUGAGUGUUGUCUCACAUCAACUCGAUCACUACCGCAUGUCUUUGAAGUUACUUCCUAAAUGUUUAACCAAGGCAAAGGAAUAACUAAUUGUCCGAAUAGUCCCGAGGAGAUUAGUCUAGGCGAGUGCCCAGCCGGCGCGGAACAUUUUUCCUCCCCUCGAUAUUACAAGUAACUUGCAUAUCAAAAUCCACCCGAAGCGCGACAACCUCCCUCGAGAAAUCCAUUGACAAAUCAAAAAGGAAUUAAAACCACCAGACAUUUCCGAAGAUAUGUAAGUUACAUAUAAUAUCAGUCGCGAUCAGAUUGUAAAAUCCGGCUUUUUAUAAAACGGUGUCGGUGAAAUCUUCCCUCACUUAGCUUCCCUUAACAACCCAGCCGGUGAUUUAAUAAAGCGACUAGGGGUUUUAUUCUACCAAUCUGAUUUUACAAUCUGGCUGCGAUACGCCAAUAAAAAAAGAGUAUCUAUUAGCCGAGUGGGAGCGAGCUUUAGCCCUAAGCAAAGCGAAAACGAAAGCUGAGGCUAUUCCUAACGACCUGAGCGCUAUUCUCGAACACGCCAGAGGUUGUCCAUCGUACACGUAGAGUACCUAGGAACGUAUUAAUUAAUCUAUGACUCGAUAGACUCUACCUAGUCGACGCCACUCUACGAUACCUAGGCUAACUACCAGAAUAAUUCUACGUACUUUGAAUGUCUCUUAGAGAAGUUCCAUCAGCCCCACUUACAAUUAGAGAGCCAGGAGAUUCGCUAAAGAACAAUUCCCAGCAGCCCUCUCGACCUUCCCCCAGACCUAGCAGACUACCUCGAAGUAGAACUACCUCUAAUCAGCCGAUAAAAAAAUAUUCUCCUCGAGAUAACCGCUUAUCUCACCCCGAGUCUCUCUUCUAAUAGAUCUUGCCCACGCAGCGGGUACACUCUUCGAGGGAUUAUUUUUCUAUUUUUUUUUUUUUUUUCCGGGGAAGACGUAGAUCUCUUCAAGAACUCUUUACUGGUCGAGUAGAUGCUAUUGUAGGGUACCUGCAAUUAAAAUACAAUUAACCAAGGCUUUGGUUAUUUUUGCGCCGGAACUAAUUUACUAGAGACGAGCUUCGCAUACUAGGAUGAGGUACUCUUAAUUAAUUAAUUUAUUUAUUUACUGGUGUCCAUGCGCCGUGGGUUAAGUAUCAAUGCUCCCCUAGGAACUCCGUCCUAUCCCAAGUCCAUCAGGAAUUACCCCAGUUUCUUGCAGAAUUCUGUAAAAGAAAAAGAAAUCAAGAUUUUUAUAUAUAUAUUCAAGUUCUCGCGAAAAUUUGGCACUCUCAGAGGGGAGAUCCCCUGGAGGAAUCUAUUGCAGUUUAAAGUGAGGGUAAAGUUUAUGUUGUAAACCUCGUUUAGCUAGCUUAACCAUUAACUAAUAGGAUUAAUAUCGACGACCUAUCUUCUCUAGACGAGAACUGUCUCCUUCUCGAGGGCUAGACGUUCCUCUCGGGCCUCCAGCCGGCUAAAUUAACUAAAUCUAACGUUAAAGAGUGGAAUUUAAUGAUCCAUCGACGAUGUCAAAGGUCCCGCACUAAGGAAAAAUUAAUUAACCAUUCCACCGAAAAAGAUAUUUCCUUAAAUAGUACCAAAGAAAUAUAUCUGCGGCAAUCCCCGAAGGAGUCGUUGCAUCCAAUUCAUUUGAGUCCAAUUGAGUCAGACAAUUAUUCUUUGAAUGAAUAAAAUAUUUUUCUAGUUCGAUGACAUUUUAUUUUGAUUUUUUAUCAUCUCUUUUUUUUUUUUCUUAGUGCGGGAAGAAGAGGAAAUCGGAAGCUCGCGAGCUUUUCCUGUCGACUUAUUCGAGAAGCGAGAUCGAAACCGAUCAAUAGGAGGGAACAUGUAAUUCGAAUAAAAAAAAAGAGUAUGAGAAAAUGCAAAGAAAUAUACACCGUAUGGCCGGACUCUGCUUGUAUGGCUGACAGAUGGUCCAAUCAUAGACUAUAUAUUAAUAAGAGAAAGUUAAAAAAGAGAGAUAUUAAAUAGAGAGCCUAUGCUCCCACCGACGUCCAAGAUUUUUACGCUCUGAAUCGCUUUACCCGAAUCCUUUUUUUCCAAUUUUCUUAUCAUCGUUAAUGUGAAAACUAGGAGGAACUUUGCUCGCUAUCGAAUAAUCCGAUAAUUUGCACAUUUAUCUUCGGUAAUUCUAAUAUCACACCGUAGGACCUUACAAUGCGGUAGGAGGCUCAAAGUGGGAAUUUUCCAAUUAUAAUAUUCAGCAUUCUGCUCCAAUGGAGGUCCCCACAAUGCGUCGAGGAGAUUAAAACAAAUGUUCGAUAAACGGAUUAAAAACGAAAGCAGUUUUACGAUUCAAAGUGCCCUAUCGAUCCUGGACGUCGCGCGGGCAAGAUAAGAUUAAAGAGGAUUAAUUAAUAUACGAUGUUAAAUAUGAUGGAUUUUAAAGAGAAGGCAGAAGGUACUCAUGGCGGUAUAUUUUCAGUGUAAAUCAAGUGUAAUAUGUAUAUAGUAUUAUAUAUUAUCCGUGGUAAGACUACGUGUCUCAUAGCUUUAACGACUCGGAGAUCGCGGCCGAGUUAUCAGUCGUCGAUAUCGCCAAAACGGAAGCCGUUGAUAAAAUCGCUCGGAGGGGGGAGAACGAGGAAAAAAAACAAAGAAAAAAAAAUAACACUUUUUUUACGCCGCCGGUUAACGGGAUAACGAGAUUUAGGAGAUAAACGCGCGCUUCCGCAAUGGGAACCGAAGUGUACGAGUGUGUAAAUUAAUCGUUUGGAUGUUGACUGUUAAAUGUUAGGGUAGGUCAAGGCGAUCUCGAAGGAUACGGCCGUUUUAAUUCCUGUCGGCGACAUUCGCUCGAUUCGUUAAUUAAUUCGUAACGUUAAGUGUGCGUUUCGGUUAGCAGGGUGUAUCGGAAACGACCCGAUAAAAAGGCUGGAGCGAAAUGGAAUGAAAGAAUUUUAAUUCCAGUGAAUGCCUGAUUUUUUUUUCCUCCUUCUCUUUCUGUUUUCCCCAUUGUCCUUAAUUUCAUUCACGGUUGAAAGAAGCUACAGAAUUUUUCUCGGAAUCAAAAGUUCCAAACUUAUCCCAGAAAAGGUGACUCUUGACGUGUUCUAAUAUAUUCCUUUUUAAUGGAAGGUAUUAAAUCAACUUAUGGAAUACAACCGAACUGGAAUUGGACGAAGUAAAGGAAUAUAUUCCUUUCGCGGAAUUCAACAUUAAUUAGAGUAUACUGUGUUAAUAGGAGUAAGACUUUCCGAAAUGUUAUUCCUGCUGCCGAAUUGGGCGGAUGCGAGGAAUCGGGUAUUUCAUGAAAUUGGAAACUCGUCACUUUUACGUUUACACUGGGAAAUCUUUUAAUCCUGUUCCAUUCGAGCCUUCUUACUGGGGAAGAUCGACGUUUUUUCGUUCCCAAGGAUUCGCUUUGGUGGAAGAAAUUGUUGAGGAGUAAUUCUUGUUCUUCGUUGUCGGGGAGUCUUUGUUGGUAGAAUUUGUUCGGCUGGAUAAAUUGGACAAUGUACACUGCCGUCGCUUGCUCGCAACGAAAUUUCCCUUUAUUUUCUCCGUUCCCGAUGCACUGCCUCGAGAAGCUGACGAAUCUGCGGGGGAAAUUCUCAUAUCAAUAUACAGCCUCGUUUAAUACUUUCCCGUACGUCGGACAACCGCGACAAGGUGUAAUCCGUCUUUCUCCGAUGUACAUUGUUGGAUCGCUGCGUUUCAAGUCGCCUUAGUUAUGCCAAAGCCUAGCCAUUAUUACGAUGUAUACUUAAUUAUUACCAAUUAAUUAUUGUAUUACACCUGGGAGUAUGUAACUAUUUUAUAAAUAAAUAAAUAAUAAUCGUU